Molecule: messenger RNA, 11142 nt
Organism: Populus trichocarpa (black cottonwood)
Lineage: Eukaryota; Viridiplantae; Streptophyta; Magnoliopsida; Malpighiales; Salicaceae
Product: F-box/FBD/LRR-repeat protein At5g56420
Exons: 10
Coding region: 9633-10913 (426 amino acids)
Molecular function (GO): protein binding
Source: RefSeq, a predicted model, not a curated record
UAGGCCAUCUCCAGUUUCGUUCCUAAGACCAGCCACGGACGAUAGCAUCUCUUUCUUCGCACCGUUCAUUGAUUCCCUCACCACCUCAGGCUCUAUAAAGCUGCUUAAAACAACAAGACAACCAUGAAUCCAGUCUUCGACAACUUAUGAAGCAUCUAUCCUCCUUUCCUUCACCACCAUAGGCAACACAAUAGUUUUAGCUAAACACCAGCAGCUCCAAUCCAACUUCAACAAGACUAACAACAACAAACUCGACACCUUCAACCUCUUUCACCAGCAACCCAUGACGACCACUACAACACUGAACAACCUUCACAACAAACCUGCAAUAGUCUAUAACAACAAAGAACAAUAGACAAAGAAACCAAUAGUGAAGGAGAAAGAAACAAAUCUGAAGGAGAGAGAAAGUUGAAUCUUGAGGUCUCUAGAUUUCCUUCCUUGAGUAGUAAUGGGCGUCACAUCCACUAUAGGAGUGAAGAAGAGACCAGGGCGCUUCAGAUCCAGCAGCGGCAACACGUGAAUCCACGCGCCGACAGUGGUGGAGAGGAGGGGCUGCUUCAAUAUUCAGUUUAAAUUUCUUUUGGUUCUGCUCAUGCAAAAACUAACACCAUUAUUGAAAUGGAUAAGGUUAUCCUUCGAGAAUGGCUUAGCUGAUGUUAACCAUUGUGGUGUGACAAAUCAGCUACAGUGUCGAAGGGGUUAAUGUUAUAAUUGAAAUAUUUUUUUAAUGUUUUCUAGUUAUGAAAGAUGACAUUAUUACCAAAUCACCACUGCUGGGUCUUAGCCACAGUGGCAGUUCUAACCUUUGUUCAUCUGUUCCAGAUGCAGCGAGGAGAGAAAGCUCCAGCUCCAUUUGUUUCAAUGAGAGAAAUGACGAACAUGUUCCAAUCAAAUACAAGAAUAUUGUCUGUCACACUUUACGGCGUAACUUUCGGACAAGCAGAGGUGAUGCUAUCUAGGUCACUUUGAUCCAAGGGUACAUUAUCCAAAUCCAGGGUUCUUAAAUUUGAAAUCAAUCCCCAGCGCAAUAUAUAUGUUUGUUGGUGUUCAUUUUCUCUCAAAAGCAGCCAGCAAACUCCGGCGGAUUUGUUUUAUUUUUCUUCACGAGGUGAGUUUUCUAGCCUCUGUUUGGUUGCUAGGAAAAUUUAACUGAAGAGAAAAUCAAAACCAAAGACCUAAAUAUCAGAAGAAUUAAUCAUCUACUGUUCGUUCUAUACAAGCGAAAAGUUUUGGAGUUCAAUUUAUUUUCUCAGUAGCCAAACAAACAAAGGAUACAGAAAUCUUGAUUUGUGAAUUUAGUAUGUUUUAGUUAAUAAUUGUUUGAUAAUUCGUGUGAUUGACUUGCUAAAUUUGAAAAUGAUACAGAAAUUAGUAUGUGCUGUUUCCUCACGGUUCUGCUGGCCGCGAGGACAUAUUUAUAUGGAAAUUUACUUCGAAUGGAGAAUUCUCUACAAACACAGCUUAUGGUAUGUUAGAGGAUCAUAAAUGGAUAGCAAUUUACAUGAAAAUAUUGAUUCUUUUUUUUUUCCUAGAGAAGCUUGUGGUUAUUUGAAGUGAAUUUGAUAUGAGAGAGGUCGUUAAUGUGAAGAAUUUACUUGUUCAUAAAUGUGACUUAGAUGGUCUUCGUGCUUUGGUUACUGUUUUUGGAUUCGAUGCUCAUGCUCUCAGGGUUUACUUGCAAUAAAAGUUGUGUGGAGACAAUGUAGUCUAUUCGUUCUAAACAGUUCAUUAGUUUUCCUUGUCAGAACAGAGACAUAACAGACUGCAGGUAAAUUGAUGGCGAUGAUCAGGGUUAGGAUGGGUGUCACAACCUGUAUAUGAACUGAAAAAAAGGGGGAUUUCUAAGUGUGAUAUAUGAAUCUGAGUUUUUUACUCUGGACCAUGAUGGCUAGUAUUUUGAGAAAGGGCAAACAGAGGAAAUACCUCUUUGAAGCCAUAUGACUAAAAAAAGGGUUAUUUUCUCAGUAACCACAAUAAGUUAAAAAGCCACCUACAGAUUUCACCUUGUUUUUUUUGAAAAGAUGAAUAAACAAAUUCUUUAUCCAAUCAUUCUUGACAGCGUAAGUUUCGGACAAUCAGAGGUGAUGAUAUCUAGGUCACUUUGAUCCAAGGGUACAUUAUCCAAAUCCAGGGUUCUUAAAUUUAAAAUCAAUCCCCAGCGCAAUAUAUAUGUUUGUUGGUGUUCAUUUUCUAUCAAAAGCAGCCAGCAAAUUCCGGCGGAUUUGUUUUCUCUUUCUUCACGAGGUGAGUUUUCUAGCCUCUGUUUGGUUGCUAGGAAAAUUCAACUGAAGAGAAAAUCAAAACCAAAGACCUAAAUAUCAGAGGAAUUAAUCAUCUACUGUUCGUUCUAUACAAGCAAAAAGUUUUGGAGUUCAAUUUAUUUUCUCACUAAUCAAGGGGUAGCUGUGAAAAUGAUUCUUCUUUUGCAGGCUGAAAUUACCAAGAUGUUAGCUGGAGAGAUCUAUCUGCUAUAUGAAAUAGAACAUUCCAACAUUGUUAGUGAACAAGUUGGUGAUGUGGAAUUAGAUGAUGUCUGGUUUGCCUAUCCAUCUCGUCCUAACCAUAUGGUUCUCCAGAUAAAUUAGCUUCCCUUAACUACCUCUCAAAAGUUGCUCUUGUUGGCCCGAGUGGUGGUAGGAAAAGUACCAUUCCUUUUCUUUUUUUCUUUUCUUUUAAGAAAUAUACUGAGUUCUUAUGCUGCUUCAUUAUUUAUACCGAAAAUUCCAAUUAGAGUGCUUAUAGACUAAGUUUGAGGUUUGAAACAUAAAGUUGAAUGUCACAUGCCUCUUAUGCUAAUAUUAUUUUGCUUCUUGUAGACCACAAAUAGCAAACUUGAUUGAAAGGUUUUAUGACCCAAUCAAGGGAAAGGCUCUCUUAAAUGGAGCUCCACUAGUAGAAAUAUCACACGAAAAUCUACACAGGAAGACAGUAUAGUGAGCUAGGAGCCUGUUCUUUUCAACUGCUUUAUAGAGCAGAAUAUAGCCUAUGGGUGAGGAUAAAGUCAGUAGUAUGGAUAUAGAAAAUGCAGCGAAAAUGGCCAAUGCACAUGAUUUCAUAUCAAAAUUCUCAGAUAAAUAUCAAACUUUCGUAGGAGAACGUGGGCUAAGACUUUCAGGUGGUCAGAAACAGAGAGUAACAAUUGCUAGAGCCGUAUUGAUGAACCCAAGGAUCCUCCUCCUUGAUGAAGCUACUAGUGCUUUGGAUGCUGAAAGUGAAUAUCUAGUGCAAAUCAGUUUGCGAGACAACCUAAACAGUUUUCGUUUUAGUUUCUAAGAUUUUUUUUUUCCAAAAACUUGAUACCAUUUAUUCCUCACAUUAUUUUUUUACAAGUUAUCUCAUGGUGGAAAUUUUGUAGGAUGCCAUGGAUUCUCUAAUGAAGGGAAGGACUGUUCUAGUCAUAGCCUACAAUGAAAAUGAUACUGAAACUUUUGUUGGCGCAUAACACUUGAAAUGGACAGUUGUCCACUAGGAGGAGCCUAUGGAAUUGUUUAUUCAGCUACUGACAGAGCUACUAAUCAAGGGGUAGCUGUGAAAAUAAUUCCUUUUUUGCAGGCUGAAAUUACCAAGAGGUUGGCUAGAGAGAUCUAUCUGCUGUAUGAAAUAGAACAUCCCAACAUUGUCAGGUUACAACGCGCUUUCUUUCAUGAUGACAAGCUGUGCUUGGUGUUUGAGCUCUUCAGUUGCAAUAUGAGAGAGCUUUUGGGGCAGGAUCACAGAAAUUCAAAUAUCCAGACAUAGUAAAGGUAAAAAAAUUAUUUAACUUGCGUCGUGUUCUUAAUUGAGAAAAUUUUUGGGUGCUGCAGGAGCUUAUGCGAUAGAUUCUCAGUUGUACCUUGUACUGCCAUAGCCUUGGAAUUUUACAUCGUGAUUUGAAACCAGAAAAUGUGCACAGUGACUUUGGAUCGGCUCGGGUUUCAUUCACUCUAACACCACACUUAGCCCCCAGGUGUGAGAAAAUAAUGCUUUUACUUACUAAUCUAAACACAUCAGUGUUUUUUUGUUGAAAUUCUUCAUGCUGUAAGAGUAAGAUCUUUGAAAGAUUGAGUAUAUUUUGAUUGAAUUAAGAUUGAAUGUUCUUGCAAGAGAUUGAAUCAUGUAACCAACAAGCAACUGUCUUAGGUAAAAAAUAAAACAUUACACUUAGCAGCUAUAAUACAGGUUUCCAUAUCAGCCAAGGUACAAAUAAAAGUCUAUAACUGAAAUAACAAAAAAUGAAGACUACGAGGAAAUGGUGCAACACUUAUUUUCUAGGCAGCAGAGCUAGUUAGUGACUGUAAUUGUUGGUUUUGCACUCCAGGACGACCGAACCAACCUAUACACUAAUGACAUUACAGAGUAGUGUGUUCCAGUAGUAGCAAAGAAUGCAGUAGCUCCUUUAUUUUUUUCCCUCAAUUGUCUGAAUUCUCAUACAAGUACUUGGGGCACGCGAUUAUACUUGUGCUUCUCAGGUCUCUACUAUUGCGUAUAGGGCGCUAGAGAUGCUCCAACCUACAUAGGUGUUGUUGAUGUUUGGUCUAUAAGAUGCAUAUUUGCUGAGAUGGCGAGGGAAAAAGAUUUAUUUGGAGGGCAUUCAGAGAUGAGGUAUUAAAAAAGAUAUUCAGGUAUCAUAAAUUUUGUGAAUAUUAACUUUCUUUUUCAUUUUAUUGUCUAUAUCCUAUUCAAACAUGCUCAUUUGGUCGAAAUUUCUUAUGAAGUAUAAUUGGAACUCCUAAGAAGGACAAACUCUAUUCAUUACCAUCAUUCUCUCUCGCCAUUCCCAAUAAUGAACCCAAGGUAAAGUGAUAGUUAGACUCCAUAGCUGUUUAAGUGCUUUAAAUGCAUUUUAUUUUCUAAUCAUAAAAUUAUGUUGCUGCUCUUAAGAUUUAACUAAAGUAGUGCCGCAGUUGAACGAUGAUUAAAUUGAUCUCCUUGGAGUUAAGUACUAGUUUGAACUUGUUUAUAUAAUAUAACUACACAAAAGAAAGGAUGACUUUGAGACUGGACACUCUUGGCUGCGUAUGUUCAAGAUUUUUCAGUUUAGAUUGUUUUUAUGCUUUGAAUUUAUCCGCUUUCUUGGAUUGUGAUUUGUUUGUGUUUGGGAGUUUGAUCUACAGCCUCUACAACACAUUAGAAAACAGCAUAACCCAGAAGCAGGAACAUGCAAAGAUCAAACACUAACAAAUCACAACCCAAGAAAACAGAUAAAUUCAAAGCAUAAAAACAAUCUAAAUUGAAAAAUCUUGAACAUACGCAUCCAAGAGUGUCUAGUCUCAAAGUCACCCUUUCUUUUGUGUAGUUAUAUUAUAUAAACAAGUUCAACUAGGUACUUAACUCCAAGAAGAUCAAUUCCAUCAUCGUUCAACUGCGGCACCACUUUAGUUAAAUACUAGGAGCAACAACGUAAUUUUAUGAUUAGAAAAUAAAAAUGCAUUUAAAGCACUUAAAUAACUAUGGAGUCUAACUGCCACUUUACCUUAGGUUCAUUAUUAGGAAUGGCGAGAGGGAAUGCUGGUAAUGAACACAGCUCGUUGUCCUUGAGAGUUCUAGUUACACUUCAUAUGAAAUCUCGGGCAAAUAAGCAGGUUUGAAUAUGAUGUAGAUAAUAAAAUGAGCAAGAAAGUUAAUCUUCACAAAAUUCAUGACACCUGAAUAUCUUUUUUUAUACCUUGAUCUUUGAAUGCCCUCCAAAUAAAUUCUUUUCCCUCGCCAUCUUAGCAAAUAUGCAUCCUAAAGACCAAACAUCAACAACACCUGUGUAGGUUGAAGCACCUAAAAGGAUCUCUAGCACUCUAUACGCAAUAGUAGUGACCUGAGAAGCACAAGCAUAACCACGUGCCCCAAGUACUUGUAUGGGAAUUCAGAUAGUAAAAGGAAAAAAUAAUUAAAGGAGCUACUGUAUUCUUUGCUGCUUCUAGAACACACUACUCUAUAGUGUCAUUAGUGUAUAGGUUGGUUUUGUCGUACUGGAGUACAAAACCAACAACUACAAUCACUAAUUAGCUCUGCUGCAUGCCCGAAAAAUAAGUGUUGCAUCAUUUCCUUUUAGUCUUCAUUUUUUUUUAGUUAUAGACUUUUCUUUGUACCUUGGCUGAUAUGGGAGCUUGUACUAUAGCUGCUAAGUGUAAUGUUUUGUUUUUGACAUGAGGCAGUUGCUUGUUGGUUACAGGAUCCAAUCUCUUGCCAGAACAUUUAAUCAAAAUAUACUCAAUCUUUUGAAGAUCUUACUUUUACAGUAGGAAGAAUUUUAGCAGAAAAACACAUAUAUGUUUAGAUCAGUAAGUAAAAACAUUAUUUUCUCAUACCUGAAGGCUAAGUGUGAUGUUAGAGUGAAUGAAACCCUGAGCACCAGCUUUUUUCCAGAGAUGAGCGCAUUUUCUGGUUUCAAGUCAAUAUGUAAAAUUCCAAGGCUAUGACAGUACGAGGUACCACUAAGAAUCUAUGGCAUAAGCUCCUGCAGCACCCAAAACCUUUCUCAAUUAAGAACACGAUGCAAGUUAAAUAAUCUUUUUACAUUUACUAUGUCUUGAUCUUUGAAUCUCUAUGAUCCUGCCUCCAAAAGCUCUCUCAUAUUGAAACAGAAAAGCUCAAACACCAAGCACAACUUGUCAUCAUGAAAGAAGGCGCGCUGUAACCUGUGAAUCAACUUCGUAUAUAUAUUAAGGGUCAUCGGAGGACAAGACCUCUUUUCUGAUUAGAGAAAACAACAAACCUGACAAUGUUGGGAUGUUUUAUUUCAUACAACAGAUAGAUCUCUCCAGCCAACCUCACGGUAAUUUUAGCUUGCAAAAGAGGAAUCAUUUUCACAGCUACCGCUUGAUUAGUAGCUCUGUCAGUAGCUGAAUAAACAAUUUCAUUGGCUCCUCCUCCUAGUGGAUAACCGUCCAUUUCAAUUUUGUAAUUCUUCAUUUGAAAUGUCCUGCGCCAAUGAAAAUUUCGGUAUCAUUUUCAAAUUUAACAAGUCAGUCACAUGAAUUAUCAAACAAUUUUUAACUAAAACAUACUAAAUUCAUAUAUCAAAACUUAAGCCUAAUAUAAUGAAUUAUGUAGCUAAUCUUUGUUUGUUUGGCUAUUGAGAUAGAAUGAAUUAUCAACUAAAACAUACUAAAUUAUCUUCUUUCUGUGUUACUUCUUCCCUCACAUUCAUGACCGAUCUACCAUAAAGUUAAGACAUCCAAUGUUCAUAGUAUUAUCACUUAAAGUUGAAUUAAAUCGAAUUUGCUUUUCAAACCAAUACCAGUAAGAAUGAACAACUUCCACCAAAUCGUUUCCAUUAAAAGGAACAUCAACACCAAGAAAUAUAUCCCUACACUUGGACAUAUGGACUAUAACAUAAUCCUUGGCAGGUACUGAUGAAAAGACAAAUUCAUGUAAUAAAACCUUAUAAGCACCAAGUUCAACUUGUAUGUCACGUAACAUUUAUACUAAGAAAUGUAGAGAUGAUUAACUAGGGUAACUAGCCUAUUAACUAAGGUACUAGUCUCAUUAACCAGGGUAACUAGUUUUUCCGAUUUCUCAUUAACCAAGGUAUCUAGUUCCACCACUCAUUACUGGACACCAGCCUUAUUAUCGGGUAACUAGUUCCACACAUAUUAAUAUGAAAAUAAGAACAUACCACAAUCAACUUGUUUUUCCAUUACUUGACAUGAAUUUUUUGAAUAAAAUAUCAAGGUGUCAAGCUGUAACAACCCCGAUUUCCAACAUUCUUUUUCGCGAUACAUUGGAAAUUUUCAGGUAAUUUUUUUUUUGAUAUACUAGUCCCACCAAAUUUCUACCAAAAUUUCGAUAGAGUCUCCCCUAUAAUAGGAGGUCCCAAGUUAUCAACAAAAUCAUAUUACACUUUCAAUUUUAAUUCACAUUCUGAUCCAAUCAUCCUGGAUCUCAACCCAACUCAUCAUCAUCAACACAACACAUGUUAUUCAAUAACGUCAUAUAAUGUAAUUCAAGUGAAAGAUUCGAUUUCAACUCUAAACAUGCAUGGUUAAAUAGGUACUUAAAGUUACAAAUAUUAGAUUAAAGUCAUACAUUCAAAUUUACGGAUUAAUAUUACAUUUCAAGUUUUAGGAGAUAAGACUCUUAAUUUACAAAUAAUUACAUGGUCAAAAGCAAAAGGUAACUAAACUAAUAUCAUUUCGGACGCGACCCUGAUAGACCUAAAAAUAAAAAUUAACGUGUACAUACAAAUAUAAAAAGGUAAUAACAAACAAUAACAAUGAUAGGUAAUAAUCUCCAUAGAAUUUCUUUUGAGACAUAAAAUUAGGUAUAAACCUCUUUUACAACAUGCAUUUUCAAUCUAUUACCAAUAUCCAUCUAAUAUCAUAUCCCAUUUGUUGAGAAUAAUUUCAUCUUGGAAAUCUCAACACAACUCAACGAUUUUCGAAAGCCAUCUCCUUAUAAAUCAAUUCUCACUUUAUACCAAGACAUUCCUCUCUUAGUAUCAUUAACUUAUCACAUUCUUUUGAAAUAACUAAUCAAUAUUUUUCCUUUUAUUUUUUGGAAGGUAAUCGCCGACACUAAUAAAUCUCAUUAGUAUCAUUAGUCUUCUAAUAUUGGGCUAGACUAAUCAAUUAUAUUCACGUACCGAUAUUAACACAACCAAUUAGUAUCAUUAACUAUUCUUAUCUGGAGUAUCAAAUCUUAUUCAUAACUGGUUUACCAUCAAAGUUGCUGAUGUCAAGAACCCUUGACAUCAUUAGCCUCCUUACCUGGAGUAGCUAAUCACACCAGAAAUGGUUGCCGAUACCAAUGUGACCCAUUGAUAUCAUUAACUAUUCUCGACCCGGAAUAGUUAAUCAACUUAUCUUUUUCAUUGAACCAGGAGUAACCAUGCCGAUGUUAGUAAUCUUUACUAACAUCAUUAGUCACCCAAUUGCUCGAGAUCGACUAAUCAAUUUAAAAAAUACCUGCAUCGAUGAAACCUCAUUGAUACCAUUAGCAAUCCAAACCCGAAUUGCUAAUCAAUGUCACCCUAAAUGCCGGUACCAAUGAAACCUCAUUGAUACCAUUAGCUAUCCAAACUCGGAUAGCUAAUCAAUGUCACUUGAAUUUUUCAUUCGUAACGAUCCCCUUUCUUUCUUUCUUUUCUUCUUCUUCUUUUCUUUCUUCCUUUUUUUUUUUUUAACAUCAUAUGCAUUAAAACCAUUGUUGCUAAGUAUCAUUCACACACAAACUUAGUUAUCGAUACUACGACCAUAAUAACAUAAUUAAUUCGAUACAUAACACACGCAAGUGAUCACUCCUAUUCAUUCAAACAUUAUCCUAACUAAUAGAGGUAUAACGUUGCACAUAAGGUACUCUUAUUCAUUUUAAUAUCAUCGAAGCAAUAAAACAAUAAAUUCUGAAAUUUAUCAAUAAGUUUACACAAAUUAAAAAGAUAAAGUGUGAUACACCUGCCUUCACAUAAAUUAUUUAAACACAUACACAUCAUCAGUAUAAAUCAAGCACAUAAGGUCAUUAGAACUUGUACAGCUUUGAAGCUUAAGUUCUUUCGACUAAAUCCUGAUAUAUCCUUCGAAAGAAACAAUUUUUCAUAGUUAAAUAUCAAUCUGGAGUGUUUCUGCUUUGUACCCAUUAUUGCGCUUUCUGUUUUUGUUAUCUUGGACUGAUUUUAUGUCAUAAUUAUUCAGGUUACAGAGAAAAGACUUUGUCUUGUUUUGAUGGAAGAUCGUAUCAGCGAAUUGUCUGAUGACAUUCUGUCUUUCAUUCUCUCCUUUUUGACAAUGCAGGAUGCUGUUAAAACAAGGUUACUUUCACAUAGAUGGAGAUAUCUCUCUCCACCGCUCUCCCAUCUUCAGUUUGAUGUUUUUACUCUGUUUGGAACCCACGGGGAAAGUAGUUCUAAGUUUGUUACAGCUGUCGAUCAAGUUUUGCUAGCUUGCAGAGGUCCAAAAAUAGGCACUCUCAAGGUCCGCUUUGGCCUAGGCGAUGGCCAUGCUUUCCAUGUUGAUAGGUGGGUUUCAUUUUCCUCUGCAAUGCAGGUUGAGAAAAUAGCUUUUGACUUCUCAUGCUCUCCUAAAAGUUGUGGAAGUUAUAAUUUUCCAUGUCAUAUUCUUCCCGCUGAUAAAGCAUCUCAUUUGAAGCAUCUGUGCCUUGUUUCCUGCACGCUGAGGCUUUCUCCUAAAUUCACAAGCCAACUCAAUCCUUUAAGAACCCUGGAUUUGGAUGGUGUACCCUUGGAUCAAAGUGGCCUAGAUAUCAUCACCUCUGCUUGUCCGAAACUUACGCUGUUGAGAAUGAUUGGUUGUGGACUGCCUAAGAUUGUGUGCAUACACGGCCAACUCCUAUGUCUGAAGACAUUGAUCAUUCACGAUUCUUUGAUCAGUGUUGAGCUUAAGUCUAUUAAUCUUGAAAUCUUUGAGUUUUUUGGUCAUCCACGAAAACUCACUUUUGUUGACGUUCCGCAUCUGAAAAAAGCACUAGUACGGUCGCUUUUUAUUUAUCGGAGGACAUCGCCAAUAUGCAACGCGCUUGCGAAGGAUCUUCCUCAGCUUCAGUUUUUGUCUCUGAUAGUAAAGGAUGAGGUGCUGCCCCUUCCUGCAACCAGUCCUAAAUUCAUCUCUCUUAAACAACUGGAUCUGUCGAUAUGGCCGUUUAUAGAUUCUGACCUCCUCACAGUUAUCUACCUGUUGAAUGCCUCUCCUCUUCUGGAAAUCCUACAACUGAAGAUCGGUCAUCAAGGUGAGGGAAGAAGCAACGGAGAAAGAAGAGAAUACUCAAGGCAUACCCAUUCACAUUUGAAAGAAGUUAAAAUGGAAGGAUUUCGUGACAAAUGGAAUGCGAUGGAGCUCGCAAUAUAUUUGCUAAAAAACACCAUUGCACUUGAGCGAAUGGUGGUUGUAGUCUCAGAUUCCACCAUGCAGAUGGACCUAAGACAGAGGGUCGACAAUUUAUUGCAAAAGGAAAAAGGUAAUUCAACGGCGGAACUGAUCAUCCUUUGAUUGCCAUACUCUAUUUGAAGAGAGUUUUCUCUUUGAUAAUUUAUAUUGUGUUCUUAAUUAUUGUACUGAUGCGGACAAGAAGAAAAUUUUUACGAUGCUUUUCAUUUUAUUAGUUUUGUAUGAAGUUUUCUUAUUGUAAUAGAUUCAACUUGGCUAUUAAUUUGCCUAUGCCGGAUGAAAAAAUAGAAGAUAGGUAGGUAGCAUGACAAAUGCAGCAGUUUCAUUUAAA